Messenger RNA from Umbelopsis ramanniana AG, 1160 nucleotides. RefSeq lists its product as uncharacterized. The transcript has 3 exons. The record is from RefSeq and is a predicted model, not a curated record. The coding region runs from base 70 to 1116 and encodes 348 amino acids. Gene Ontology annotation, molecular function: 1-acylglycerophosphocholine O-acyltransferase activity. Gene Ontology annotation, biological process: inner mitochondrial membrane organization; cardiolipin acyl-chain remodeling. NCBI's taxonomy places the organism in Eukaryota, Fungi, Mucoromycota, Umbelopsidomycetes, Umbelopsidales, Umbelopsidaceae. Gene Ontology annotation, cellular component: mitochondrial membrane.
AAUUACUUUAAAACUUUCCUCAUUCUUGUCCCAUCGGGUUUUUAGCGUGUGGACAGAGCACUUCGUCGCAUGCGGCCUCACUUGCGACGUUCUCUCUUACGGCCCACGCCGUUGAAGGUCAUUGGUGUUACCGGUUUCCUAGGAGGCAUUAGUUACCUUCAUGUCGCCAGAAAGCAAUCCCGUGUGCAGCCAGCAACCAUUAACGAAACUGGCGACCCUCUCAUUGGACCUGGAAUGGAUCAUCUGAAAGCACAUAAAGAACCAUUAUUUAAUCUUGACCGGAUACCAAAGUUUGUCGCUUCACGAUUUAACGCUGAUUCUCCUCCAAAUGGCAUUUUAUGGAAUUUGGGAAGUACUGUUGUGGUUGGCUCGGUCGGUAUCACCAGUAAACUCUUCCUCAAGGCCUUUGCUCCCACCAAGGUUUUCAACAAGGAACCGUUCCAGGAGCUUUUGGAUGAUCAGACAAGAGACCGACCCAUCAUCACAGUUGCCAACCACGCUUCCGUAAUUGAUGAUCCUAUAUUAUGGGGAAUUCUGCCUGUUCGAACUUUAUGUAAUAUUGAGAAAAUGCGAUGGGUCCUUGGGGCAGCAGAGAUCUGUUUUACAAAUCCUAUCACAUCCCUCUUUUUCGGAAUGGGGCAAGUUAUACCUACGGUUAGAGGCUAUGGUAUCUACCAACCAGCCGUGGAUUUUGCAAUUCAUAAAGCCAACCAGAACAAAUGGCUACACGUUUUCCCUGAAGCAAGAGUCAAUCAAGAGGAAUCCCUCAUCCGAUUCAAAUGGGGAGUUGGUCGUAUGGUCAUGGAAGCGGAAAGAUGCCCCAUUGUUGUUCCCAUGUGGCAUACAGGUCUGUCAGAAAUCAGACCAUUGCAAGGGCCACCCAUUCGACUCUUCAAACCUAUCACCAUCGCGUUUGGUGACCCAAUUGAUUUUCAAGAUACCUUAGACCAGUGGAAAUCGGGCAGAAUCGAUGAAGAGACCGCCAGGAUACAAAUUACAGAUAGAAUAUUUAAAACCUUGGGCGAGCUCAGAGAAAAGACGGAACGAAUGAUGGAAGAUGUUCAACGUGGUGUCAAGGACGGCGAAGGUGAAUUGGAACAUACAAGUAACCCAUAGACUCCCCCCCCCCAAUCCCAGUGUACAUGUAUGCGUCUCUCAAG